Messenger RNA from Schistosoma rodhaini, 2118 nucleotides. NCBI's taxonomy places the organism in Eukaryota, Metazoa, Platyhelminthes, Trematoda, Strigeidida, Schistosomatidae. The record is from the annotation of a GenBank genome assembly.
AUGGAAGAAGAAGAUACUUACUUACCAGAAAACCAUCCAUUACAACAAUACUUUCGAGAAAUUGGAAUUCCGGAUGUUGUCACUUGCGAACUCUCCAAAAGGCCUACUAUUACCACUACUACUACUACUUUUCCGGUGAAAAAGUUUGCUCAGGUCUCAUCGUAUUUAAGACGUAUAAAUCCCUUUGAUUUUACGUUAUAUUUCGGUUUCGAUUUGCCACUUACAAGACAUUUUUUACUUCAGAUAAUUAGCUUAAUCAAGUGCAGUGAUCUAAUCACUGUUGAAAAUAAACCAUUGGUUGAAUACAUAUGCUCGGUGGGAAAUAAAGACCAAAUCGACUCAAGGUGUUGUUUUGCGAUGUUUCUCAUUCUUUGUGGAUUCGGAUUGAGUUACUUUACUCAAAUGAUUUUUAUAUUCUUACUAGUUAUUUCAUGUUUACGGAUGUCCAAUGUACUAUUUCUAAUAGCAUCUAAAUAUCAUCUUGCAGACUCAUUGAAGCAAAUGAAAAAAUUCUCUCACAGAUCUCAUUUUAUCGUUCUUUUCUUACAAGAUCUCAAUACCCGUCGUUAUUUUGGUCCCAAAAUCGUAGAUAAAAAUACAUUUAAACUUUUCCCACUAAUAUAUCAUCAGGCAUACAACUUUAUGCACGCUUACCUUAUAGAAUUGAUUAAGUUUUCUAUAAAAUUGGGAAACUUAAUUGAUGAAAAUAAUUCUGAAAUACCAUUGGAGAUGUCAACCUUAGAACUGAUUCAAUUAAAAUGUGAUAUAGAAGAAAAACCUAAAGACCCAAGCAUUGAAAAUUUAAAAAUGUUUUGUGAACUAUUAAAACUGUUAACAUCUGAUCUCUUGGUCAAAUUGUCAUUCUCGUUUUGCCAAUCAAGACGGGAUACUUUUAAUCUAUUACGAUUGAUUAUGUCGGUAUGGAAAUGGGACUACUUUUUGACUAAAAUAAAAAAUGAAUUCAUUAAACUAAAUGAAUUGCAUUCAAUGAUUUUAAAUGGCAAGCUCAUAUAUAAUAAUGGUCGAACUGCAAAAGAAUGUGCAUCUGAAGAAAAUGAAGUCAAAAAUCUCUAUAAACGAACAGAGUCUCGAAUAACUCACGAAUUAUUGUUGCAUCUUCUUGUUUCAUUAGAACACGCCAACAACUUGAAGUCCUAUGUUGAACAAAAUUGUAAUACAUCAUUUGUUUCGAAUGAAACCUUUUCCAAUUUCGUUAAUCUUAUACGUUGUCAGUUGAAUGCAUCCAUGAUCUUUUUGAAUGAAUUGGAUAAUGCUCAAACUGCAAACAAUGUUGAUAUUUCAAAAGAAAAUAUAGAAGCAACUACUGUUGACUUCCUAUAUUGCCGAGAUGGGAUUUCAUCUAGUAAAAAUGUUCUGAAAGCUGUGGAUCCAAUUGUAGAGGAUGAUGUAAUAGAAGAUAUAGCUGUUGGAGACUCUUCUAGUCGUGAAUCUGAAGCGGAGUACGAAAAUGUUGAUUGCGUGGAUUCGCUAAAGAACCCACCAUCGGGUAUGCAUGUUACUGUACUGAAAGAACUUAAAAAUGUAAUAUCCCACCGUCGAGUGAUUAUGCAGGAGCGUGAGGAAUGUGCUUUAAAACGACGAUUGCAAAUAGAGUGUCUUGAUGAUGAAAAACCGAGUCCAUCCACUGACAGGGUCAAUCUAAGUUCUGAAAAGGAACUUCAAACUCAGUUUCUGUUAUCCAAUUCACUUGAUACGAAUGAAAGCAACUGUGCUUCUAUGGAUGGUAAACUACUAGAAUUUUUCCCAACUCCUGUGUGUAAUUCAUCAUGCGAAUAUUUCAAAAAGUCCCGUACUGGACGUCGAAAUUUAAAAUGUAAUGUUUUAAAAAGAAAUUCAAUCUUUCUUCAGCUGUCAUCUACUAAUGUACAUGAAAAUUAUAAAAGUUCAAAUUGUUCUGACCCAGUUGUAUUGAAAAAUGUUUCACAGUCAGAAAACCCACCAGAUAAUAAGUUUCUACAGUGUUCUGCACUAGCGAAUGCUUUAAUGAAUCAACGUAAAUUGUUGGGGUUAGCAACAGAGGAUUAUUUUAUCGGAACUGGUUCAGGUGAAAUGUGUGUUGAAAUGUCAAAAGAGAAUCAUACAGUCAUUUCAUCAUAA